GGGGCCGGAGAAGGGGCCAGGCGAGGGGGCAGCAGAGAGUGGCAAGGAAGCCAAUGGAAGACAGGAGAAGGGGCCACCAGAGAACAGCAAGGAACAGCAGGGAACAGCAGGGGGUUGGGCUGAGACACUUCUGAGAGACGUGAUAAUGGAAAAUCAGAGGAUCCUCUCCGCAAAGAUAAUGGGGGACUUGGAAGCGACCAAGGCUACCAAGAAUGUGGAAGCGGAACAGUUAAAAGUGAAGGCGAAAGAGUUGGCAGUACGGAACACGCUCAUAAAGCGCACAUGGGGAUAUUACAAUGACGAGGUCUGCCCCCAGAUCGUGAAGAGACUUCGAGAAAGGAGGGAGAAGAAAGGUGGUGAUCUCACUGUUGAAGAGGAGGACGCCGCGCCACUCACGCUGGGACAUAGAGACAUUCUCUUCGUCGAAGCACCGCGCCCGCAGCAACUUCUAAUCAGGGAGAUGACGCCGGAAGUACACGGUGAGCAGGCGGCGGAGCAGGAUGUUCAGAAUGAGCAGGAGGCGGAGCAGGGUGAGCAGGGUGAGCAGGAGGGUGAGCAGGAGGCGGAGCAGGGUGAGCAGGGUGAGCAGGAGGGUGAGCAGGAGGCGGAGCAGGGUGAGCAGGGUGAGCAGGGUGAGCAGGAGCAGGGUGAGCAGGGUGAGCAGGAGGCGGAGCAGGCGGCGGAGCAGGGGGAGGAGGCGGCGGAGCAGGGUGAGCAGGAGGCGGAGCAGGAUGUUCAGGGUGAGCAGGAGGCGGAGCAGGGAGUGCAGGAUGUUCAGGGUGAGCAGGCGGCGGAGGAGGGUGAGCAGGCGGUGGAGCAGGGUGAGCAGGGUGAGCAGGAAGGUGAGCAGGAGGGUGAGCAGGGUGAGCAGGAGGCGGAGCGUGAAGUACCCACUGAGUUCAAGUCGGCGGGGUCAGGAUACGAUUUUUCAGCAGUGCAAUCAGAGACAUCUACGGGGGCUAGAGCAGAGCAGACACUUUUACCAGUAGAGGACGUAGAGCGAGAGGUCAGAUCGGAGCAGCAACUGGAACAUCGAUUGGAGGGUGACGAGCAGAGGAAAGAGAGAGAGGUUGCGGAGGCGAUCCAGUCACUGGGUGAUAGACAAGUGGAUCGUUCACGUCUGUUGCGUUUGGUAGAAGAGUACAAGGCGAGGGCUUGUGGUGAGUACACUCGCAUGUCUCCCCUAUCCAGCGUCAGGGCUAUAUCUACGUGGAAGCUCGCUCUCUCGAACCUGUCCAGAAGUAUCUCAGCUCCCUUCCUGGACAGGACGUAUGCGUGGAGGCCCGUGUUCGACACCAUACCGAUACCCCUGCCGGUACACUACGACGAAGCGCGGAACGUCUUUCAAUGCAUGGGGACCUUUUGCUCGUUCGGCUGUGCAAAGGCUUUCAAUCUCAGUCGAAACAGCGUCAAGAGAGACAGGACGUGUACCCUACUCACGUUGUUUCGUAACAAGGUUAUCAAGAAAGAUGCCUCCUACCCGUUGUGGAAUUCACCUGACUCUUUCGGCAUAAGGGCGGCGGGUGACAGAUACUCGCUGCGCUUGUUUGGGGGGCCGAAGAGCAUAGAAGAGUUCCGCGAGGGGAUGGACGUGCUGGUCCACGAGUCCGAGGCAGACGCCCUCUCGAACGUUUCCGUGCAGAGAUCUAGAGAGGUGGGCGUCAUCUAUCAGCCGGAUCUGGGCCUCGAGAAUCGCCAAAAGUCCUUCCUCGAAGGUCACGACGAGUACGACACGACGGAAGCUUUCGAGACCAUCACGAGCGAAGGUCAUACUAGAAGAGGUAGAAAACGAAAGGGCGAAGCUCCGGAAGCUAGCACUAAGAGGGGUACUGCGCUGCUCGCUAUAGACGAGAAGAAGGAAGCUCAGAUACUGUCUGAUAUCAGGGAGGGUACGGCCAUAAAGAACCAGCCUUACAAGUUGAAGAGAUCCCUGCCGCUCCCCAGAGAGAACAGCACUCUCUUCUCGACGAUGAAGAUCGAGAUCCAACCGAGACCAUGA
This is a messenger RNA of Klebsormidium nitens, 1999 nucleotides long. The record is from the annotation of a GenBank genome assembly. NCBI's taxonomy places the organism in Eukaryota, Viridiplantae, Streptophyta, Klebsormidiophyceae, Klebsormidiales, Klebsormidiaceae.